AUGUCAAGCAUGAUCACCUUCAUCCUGAUGGUGAACCGCCAGGGUCAGACCCGACUCUGCAGGUACUACCAGCCCGUCAACAUGAGUUGCAGGACGGCGUUGGAGGCCAACGUCGUCCGUGCCUGCCUAAGCCGCAAUAGAGACCAGUGUUCCUUUGUGGAGUACCAAGACUUGAAAGUGGUUUUCCGGCAGUACGCUGCCCUCUACAUCGCCGUGGGCAUCACCGAGGAUGAGAACGAGUUGUCCAUCUAUGAGCUAGUACAGAACUUUGUGGAGGUUCUCGACAAAUACUUCAGCCACGUGAGCGAACUGGACAUUAUGUUCAACCUGGACCGCGUUCACAUCAUCCUGGACGAGAUGAUCCAGAACGGACGUGUCGUGGAGACCAAUAAGAGCAACGUCCUCGGCCUACUCAAUACCCUGGACAAGAUGGCCGACGGCUGAUGCCAAAAGGAGAUAAACUGGAAUUUUUAAACAUUUUUCACCGACACGUCAACUGCUACGCUUUUGGUCGUAAUGACAAAGGAUGGUUCUUUGUCAUUUAAUUGCUGUCACGGUCAAUCACGCUUAAAGUGUUCAAAUGUAAAGUGGUGCAAAGUAAAAAAAAAAAAAAAAAAAAUUCAAAAGCUU
Messenger RNA from Syngnathus typhle (broad-nosed pipefish), 630 nucleotides. RefSeq names its product adaptor related protein complex 4 subunit sigma 1 (gene ap4s1). The record is from RefSeq and is a predicted model, not a curated record. Gene Ontology annotation, biological process: vesicle-mediated transport; protein transport. Gene Ontology annotation, cellular component: intracellular membrane-bounded organelle. The transcript has 5 exons. Lineage: Eukaryota; Metazoa; Chordata; Actinopteri; Syngnathiformes; Syngnathidae. The coding region runs from base 1 to 444 and encodes 147 amino acids.